Aphidius gifuensis is the source of this 4104-nucleotide messenger RNA. Its product is annotated as alkaline phosphatase, tissue-nonspecific isozyme-like. Gene Ontology annotation, biological process: dephosphorylation. Gene Ontology annotation, molecular function: alkaline phosphatase activity. NCBI's taxonomy places the organism in Eukaryota, Metazoa, Arthropoda, Insecta, Hymenoptera, Braconidae. The transcript is spliced from 9 exons. Bases 1698 to 3497 code for a protein of 599 amino acids. The record is from RefSeq and is a predicted model, not a curated record.
GCGUCGGUUCCGUCACAGACACUUCUAUAAAUUAGUGAUAUCUAUUUAAAUUAUUCAACUAAUUAAAUCAACGUCAAAUGUCAAUAAAAAAAAUCCCAUUUUUAAAACAAAAAAAAAGCUUCGAAAUACUAUACAAAUUUUAAUUUUGCUUGUAGAAAUUUUUCGAAUGUGUUACUAUAGUGUAAAUUUAUUUUCGUGAAUUUUUUUUAAUUAAAAAAAAAUUGGAUUGACAUUUUUGAAUUUAUGCACCUGUAGCUUGAUACAAUAAACUAGUGAAAUUGAAUUUUUUUUUUUUUUCACAUGCAAUGUUUAACAAGGCAUUUAAUAAUUUGAAUAAAAAUUUAAUUGAAAAAUUAAAUAGUUAAAUUAAAAAAAAUAUAAAAUCACUAAUCUUGAUAUUUUAAAUACUGUUAAUAUUUAUUUGUUUCGAUUAUUAUUUAAAAUUUAAUAAACAAUUGAAAAUUAGUUUAAAAAAACAAAUCGAGUUAUUAAUUUUUUUAUAUUUUUUUUUCUAUUGAAUUAAUUAGUUUUGUGACUUAGUUCAGGUGGCUCUUGGAUCGAAGAAUUUUUCAUAAUUUUUUCAAGAAAUUUAUCUGUUCAAUUAAAAAAAAAUAAAGGAGUAAAAAAACUUUAGUAAUUUUGAGAUUAAUGUUCUUUGAUGAAAAAUAAAAGUUUGUUAUAGAAAAGAGCAAUCAUCGCUUUGACCAUAAAAGUGCAUCUGGAAAUUAACGAUGAACUAAAAUCAUAAGACGUAAAAAAGAUAAAAAAAAAAAAAAGUUUAUUAGUUAAUAAAAAAUAAUAAUAAAUAUUAUAUUUUAUUAAAUUUUAUUAUUUAUUUUUUUAGUGACUAUAUUGUGUUGUAUAAAAUACGAUAAUUUGUUAUCGUUAAAAUUUUCCAUCUAUAAAAAAAGCUCUUGAUAAAUUCUAGUAAAAAUAAACAAAUAAAAAAAAAUAAACUAACAAAACACAAAUCUAUAUGUUUGUGGUGGCUUUGAGGAUUUAUUUCGAUUGAAUUCACAGAUGAAGUGUGUAAAGUACUAAAAACUACUUCAAGAGAAAAGUCGAGAUUAUUUUGUAAACUUAAAUAACGCUUUUUUUUUUUUAAACAAAAAAUACUAAUUUUUUUUUUAUUUUUUUCAACUAUAAAGUUGAGUUUGAACGUGGCUCAAGUAAAAAAAAAAGGCUAGCUCUUUUUAAAAAAGUUAAAAAGGGUCCUGCAAAAAAAAAAAAUAAAUAAAAAACCAAUAAAACUGAAAGAAGUGAAACGAAAGGAUGAGCACGUGAAGAAAAUAAAAAAGAAAUAAAAUUAUCCAACAAAGUACUCAACUGUGAAAAUUAAAAAAAUCAAAAUUGUCUUUCUGAAAAAAAUAGCGUGAUGUGAAUUCGUCAAUUUGUAGAGUGUCAAAUAAAAUUCAAAAAAAAAAAAAAGCCAAUUAAACAAUAGUAAUAAUAAAAAGUGAAAAAAAGCUCAGUGUUCUUGUUGACUUUACAACAGUCCAGUGUACUGUCAUGACAAAUUAACAAACAUAAAAGUACACUUGGUGGUUGUGUUCAGCAAAAAUUUCAAGUGUAUGUGUUUGUGUAUGUGUUUUUGUUAAGCUUGUGAAGUGGUAAUGAAGUGGGAAAGUGUCACAUAGAAUUACAUGAAAUAGUGAGGGGCCAGGCAAACUGGCCUGAGCCGAAUUUAAUAUUCGGAAAUGCGGCAACAUUACCACCACCACCAUCAUCAUCGUCAUCAUCAUCGUCAUCAUCAUCGAGAUUAUUACAGACGUAGUAUACUUAGCCCCGCCCUUAUACUCCUAACAAUUCAGACUUUUGUUCAAGUAUUUGCUGGUGACCAAGAAAGAAAUGUGUGGUAUGAUGCAGCGACACGUAAUAUAGAAUCAAGAAUACGUUCAGCUGGAUCAGGAUCAAGUGGAACAACACCAACUGGUGAAGCAAAAGGUGUUAUAUUAUUUGUUGGUGAUGGUAUGGGAAUGAGUACAUUGACAGCAGCAAGAAUAUUAGCUGGUCAAAGACAUGGAAAAACUGGCGAAGAAACAGAACUUGCUUGGGAUACAUUUCCGGCUGUUGCACUUGCUCGAACAUACAAUGUAGACGCUCAAGUUGGUGAAUCAUCAGCAUGUGCAACAGCUUUACUGUGUGGUGUUAAAGCAAAUUACGAGACAAUUGGUGUUGACUCAUCAGCAAAAUUUGAUAAUUGUUUAUCGAGUAAAAAUGCAAGAGUAUCAUCAAUAAUAAAUUGGGCGCAAAGUCAAGGAAAAUCAACGGGUUUAGUUACAACAACAAGAGUAACUCAUGCAACUCCGGCGGCUUUAUAUGCUCAUGCAUCAAGUCGUUAUUGGGAGGAUGAUGGUAAAGUGCCUUCAGCUGCAAGGGUAUCUUGUAAAGAUAUUGCUAGACAACUUCUUGAAGAUGAACCUGGUCGUAAUAUGAAUGUCAUACUUGGUGGUGGUCGACGUCAUUUUGUAUCAAAAGUAACAUCUGAUCCAGAAGAACCACAAAAAGAAGGUAGAAGAUUGGAUGGUAGAAAUCUCAUUACUGAAUGGACCAAAAGUCGUCCAAAUUCAUCAGCAAAAUAUGUUUAUUCAAAAGAACAAUUUGAUGAUAUUGAUCCAGCAAAAGUUAACUAUCUUUUAGGUUUAUUUUCUUAUUCACAUAUGGAUUUCGAAGUUGAUAGAAAUACAUCUGGUAGUGGUGAUCCUUCAUUAGCAGAAAUGACAAUGAAAGCAUUAAGAAUAUUAAAAAAAAAUACAAAAGGAUAUUUUUUAUUUGUCGAAGGUGGACGUAUUGAUCACGCACAUCAUUAUAAUAAUGCUUAUCGAGCAUUAGAUGAAACAUUGGCGAUGGAAGAGGCUGUUAGAGCUGUUAUGAAUGAGGUAGAUUUAACAGAGACCCUACUUGUUGUCACAGCUGAUCAUUCUCACGUACUGACUCUUGGUGGUUUAGCAACACUUCGAGGAAAUCCAAUCUUCGGUUCAGACAGUAAAAAAUCCGACGUGGAUGGAAAACCAUAUACGACACUUUUAUACAGCAAUGGACCAGGUCACACGGAGCCACGAUCUGUCAUGCGAGAGGCUGGCAAAGAUUCUAUUCAGACUGCUGGUGUACCACGUGCCUGGGCAACUCAUGGUGGUGAAGAUGUACCAGUAUUUGCAAUUGGACCAUUAUCAAAUGUACUAUUUUCUGGUAGUGUUGAUCAAAGUUAUAUACCACAUGCAAUAGCAUAUGCUUCAUGUAUUGGUCAUCAUGCAAAACGUUGUACACAUGAUUCAUCAAUAAAUAAUAAUAAUGUUAAUAUUAUUAAUGACACAAUAAUGCCAUCAAUAAGUUGUCCAUCAGCUGAGCCAAAUAGUGCAGCAAUAUCAAGUGAUGUCAUGAAUGAUCAAGCUAGAAAUCCAACAAUUAAAUCAAAUUCAAAUAAUUUAUAUUUAACUAUUAAUAAACCAUAUUUUUAUCCAAUUAUCAUUCAUAUUUUACAUCAUUUUUUUAGAUAAUGUUUAUCAAUUUUUAGAAAUUAAUUUACUUUUUUUUUUUAUCUCUACUUGUUGUCGAUGAAAAUAAUAUUUGUACAAAAAAAAAAUUUCGAUUGUGUAUAUUGUAAAAUUAACAAAAAAAAAUAUAUAAAAUUAUUGAAAAUAAUUAUUUAUAUUAUAGGCAAAAUAAUUAUAAUAAUAGUGAGUGAUUUGUAGAUUAUUCAAAAGGUAAUUUAAAUUUUUUUUUUAUUUUUUUUUUUAUAUAAAGGAGAUUGUUGUCUAUUGGUAAUAUUUUAAAAUAAAAAGAAAUAAAUUUUUUUCUUUUUUUUAUAUUAAAAUAAUAAAUGUGAGGGUAAAAAUUUAAUAAAAAAUUUGAAAAUCAUAUCGUGGGUAUUAUUCAUGUGUGAUAAAUAAAAGAAUAUUUAAAAAAAAAAAAAAUUUAUAUAUGAUAGAAUUUUAAUGAAGAGUGCGCUGAAUAAUUGAACGUGUUAAUUCGAAUUAUAGUUUUUAUUCAGGUUGAUGUUUGUAAUAGUAUUGUUUGGGACUGGGUCCAAUAUUAUAAAAUUUUUUAGGAGAAAAAUACAAUUAAAGUUUAAAAAUAAAAAUUUUAACUUGAAAAAAAUGUAUA